Molecule: messenger RNA, 1767 nt
Organism: Capsicum annuum
Lineage: Eukaryota; Viridiplantae; Streptophyta; Magnoliopsida; Solanales; Solanaceae
Product: E3 ubiquitin-protein ligase At3g02290
Exons: 5
Coding region: 201-1358 (385 amino acids)
Molecular function (GO): ubiquitin-protein transferase activity
Source: RefSeq, a predicted model, not a curated record
UUUUUUGUGUCAAACUCUCUUCCCUCUGUUCUCUUCUCUUCUCCCCACAAACAAACCCUUUCCUCCCAAAGCAUUGUUUCUGCUUUAAAGGGAAAUCUGGCUAUUGGACUAAAAAGGGAAUUUCUACUGAAAGGUUGACGAUUUAAAAGGGAAUUUCUACUGAAAGGUUGAAGAUUUAUGUAACGAAUUGAAGAAACGUCAUGGGUUCAGUUUGUUGCUGUUUCCAUGUUUCGGAUGAUGGAGGGCAUUCUGCCUCAAAUGGUCAAAAUCAUAUCUUAUGCAAGUGUUUUAGUUGCUGCUUUCAGAACUUAAUUAGCAAGUGUGGAGCCAUAUUUGGUCCAGCACAACAAACUGCUGGGACUUCAGCUAAUCAAGUCCCGUCAUCUUCGACUUCUCUAGCUUCCAUAAACAGUUCACAUAACACAAUCAGUUCUCAGGAUAGAGGUUUACCAAGUAUUGCUGCUCCAAGACAGCCACAAAUUCAAGAAGAUGUUGCAUUUAGACGACAGGACAAAGGAACAAGUCAUACACGGGUUGAGCCCGAACCAGAUAUAGAUGCUGAUGCUGAAAUAACACAAAGGCUUCUAAAAGCGGACAAGCUGCCUAAAUCACUCUUUGUCAAUCAAGAACCGUCAUCUUCGACUGCUGUAGUUUCCAUCAACAGUUCAUGUAAUACAAUCAAGCCUCAGGAUGGAGGUUUACCAAAUAGUGCUGCUCCAAGACAGCCACAGAUGCAACAAUACAAAGGAACAAGUCAUCCACAAGUUGAGCCCGAACUAGAUAUAGAUGCUGAUGUUGAAAUAACACAAAAGCUUCUAAAAGCAGACAAGCUGCUUCAAUCAGACUCUGAUAAUCAAGGCAUGACAUCUUCGACUGCUGUAUCUGCCAUAGAUACUUCAUGUAAUACAAUCAUAUCUCAGGAUACAGGUUUACCAAAUAGCGCUGCUCCACGAGAGCCACAAAUGCAACAAGAUGUUGCGUUAAGACAACCGGACAAAACAACAAGUAAUUCACAAGUUGUGCCGAAACCAGAUGCUGAUGCUGAAAUAACAGAAAAGCUUUUAAGAGAAGACAAGCUGCUUAAAUCAAACUGUGAUGGAGGAUCUAAAGAAUGUUUUCCCGAGUCCCCUAGGAAGGAGUAUUCAUCAACGAUGGUGACUGGAGCUCAAUAUGAAGUUUCCUCAUCAGAAGAUGAGGAUGUAUGUCCCACAUGCCUUGAAGAGUAUACACCAGAAAAUCCCAAGAUAUCUACAAAAUGUUCUCAUCAUUUUCACCUCAGCUGUAUAUAUGAGUGGCAGAUGAGAAGUGCAACAUGUCCAGUUUGUGGAAAGUUGAUGGAGUUCGAGCAGUCAAAUUGAUGGUCAGAGCUGAAGAUAAGUUGCUUAACCGAAAUGAUAAAAACAGACGUAGAUGUGAAGAUUUCCUCCAACUUAGUAUGGUGUACAUAAUUUUUGAUCACACUGGUCGUCGACAUCUACAAAGGAUCAAAUAGUACACAAAUACAGUCUGAACUUUUUUCUUAGUACUUAAAUACUUUUGCUGCACCAGGUUCUUUUGUGGGUGGUGUUAAGAUGGAAAGCUAGUGAGACUAACUACUUGUGCUUUCUUUUUUGCUCUAUGAUUGGUAGCAUAACGCUAGAGUUGAUUUCUCAUAUGGUCAUUCAACUAAUAGUAGUUUGAAGAAGGGUGACUGACGGUAUAUGAUAAUAACUAUUCGUUGAGUGAACGUUUGAGAAAUAAACAUCAUAAUGCUACUAGUCUUUUACA